Strongylocentrotus purpuratus (purple sea urchin) is the source of this 1310-nucleotide messenger RNA. RefSeq names its product homeobox protein engrailed. Lineage: Eukaryota; Metazoa; Echinodermata; Echinoidea; Camarodonta; Strongylocentrotidae. Bases 1 to 750 code for a protein of 249 amino acids. Gene Ontology annotation, molecular function: DNA-binding transcription factor activity, RNA polymerase II-specific; RNA polymerase II cis-regulatory region sequence-specific DNA binding. Gene Ontology annotation, cellular component: nucleus. The record is from RefSeq and is a predicted model, not a curated record. The transcript is spliced from 2 exons. Gene Ontology annotation, biological process: neuron differentiation; regulation of transcription by RNA polymerase II; multicellular organism development.
AUGUCAGCCCUAUCUCUAGGCGGCCGCGAGCCGCGAUCACCGACACCACACCAUCACCCUCUCCAUGUCCCUCGGUCCCACUCUGACAAUGACCUCGCUGUCAAGACACGCUUCACGGACUUCUUCAUCGAAACCAUCCUCGGACCCGAGUUCGGCGGAUCGAGAAAGCCGAGUAAGGCGCACCAUCGUAAGGAGGAUGAACACGAGGUCGAGAGACAGGACAGAACGAAUGUCGCCAAGCGGUGCGAUGAGGCCCGCCCGGUGGGCGCGGGGGAAAAAGCCUCAACGAAAUCCUCGUCGUCGCAAUCAUGGCCAGCAUGGGUUUACUGUACACGCUACUCGGACAGGCCGUCAUCAGGACCUCGGACACGCAAGGUGAAACGGCGGGAAAAGAAAGCCGAUGAGAAGCGCCCUCGCACUGCCUUCAGCGCGUCCCAACUCCAGAGACUGAAGCAAGAGUUUCAACAGAGCAACUACCUGACCGAACAACGUCGAAGGGCCCUGGCCAAAGAACUCACACUGAGCGAAUCCCAGAUCAAAAUCUGGUUCCAGAACAAGCGAGCCAAAAUCAAGAAGGCCACUGGACUCAAGAAUGGUUUGGCCAGACAACUGAUGGCACAGGGUCUUUACAACCAUUCGACGGUACCUUUGGAUGGAGACGAUAUGGACACGAAGCUCAUGAAUGCCAGCGGGGAUUGCAGUAGAUCGGACUACACAAGUGAUUCUGAUGGGGAUUCGUUGACACAUUAACAUACAUACAUCAGAGACCACCUAAAUCUCGGAGAAUAUAAUUAUGAUAAUAGAAGUAUAUUAUAUUCAAUAACUAUUGUGUGUUGACGGCUGAAGGAAGAUGUGACUUAAGGAACAAGCGAAUUGUUAGUGGAAUGAAUCACACAUCGAUAUUGGGGUUUGUUGAAGGAUCAACCCUUUGAAGCAAGGAUACAUACACGUUUGUCAGUAUCUUACACAAAGAUAGUAAAAUCUCCAUCACUGCCGCAGAAAUGCCAGCAAACUGCCCAAGAUCUACCCGAGCUAGAAAUGAUGAUUUUGAUCGUGUGCGUAACCACAAUGAAGGACAGAAGAGACAAUUGCAACAAACAAAAGUAUCUAAAGACGAUAUUUUAAAUUGAUCAUAAGAAUGAAUAAGAAUGACUAAGAAUUAUUAAGGAAAGGAGGAGAGUGAUGAACAAAGAAAGUGGCAUGAGAUAAGACAAACCAGUCGUUGAUUGACAAUCAGAAGGACAUUAACCUAGCAUGAACAAAUGUGAGUUAACGCCCUUUGGCACUCAGUAGGCGAAGUGAAUGUGAAA